AUGCAGGACGACCCUGAGCGAUACUUGGUGAUUGGGGGAAACAGAACGGGAGACAUCCACAGGACUGGUAGUGGGUUUGCUGGUGUGGGAAAUGGGGGAGGCAGGGGAGACAGGGGAGAUGAGCAAGACACAAGCAUGGAGCUGGAGUAUUUGACCAGUAGCACAACAGACAAUGCUGACACCAGAGAACGUCAGAUUGCAGAAGAAGAUGAGGACGGUAACAUCAUCACGCAAAGGAACAACAUCACAGCUAAAACGAUUGACAUUAGGACUCAAUGUGAUGACUUCAGAGAUGAGGUCAACGGUGAGUCCGAGAGCCAAUCAGAGCACAGCGAGUUUCGGGUCUACAUAGAGGUGGGCGUGGCUAAGGUGGAGCUAGCCCCGGAACCACUCAAGGCCCAAUCGUCUUUCCAAGGAUCUCCAGAGGUCCCUUCUACUGUGAGCACUGGUAACCAUGGCACUGACAUUAAAACAGACACUUUGAUGAAUGACAACACCAACUCCAGCACUGACUUUGAUAAUAAUAGCGCUAAAAUGACCACUGACACUUAUGAUCAUUUAGAUGAUAGCGUCAAAGUCAACGAUGAAGAUUCUUUGGACAAAAAGAGUACUGAUUUUCUCCCUGACAGCACUGAAUUCAAAAUGAAGGCUCCCAAGGAUGCUACAUGCACUGCCAGUCCUGACAACACAGACUUUACCGAAGAUGCCUUUAAAUUAAAAACAAACCCACACAAUCACAAUCCUGAUCUGGCCGUGAUGGACUCCACAACAACCCUCUGCAGACGUAACCACGACAACCACACAACCGCCGAAAUCCCAUCCGACGACACUUCCACUUCUAGAUCGGAAACUUCAGUCCCUCUCAACCAAUCGGCCCCUGCGCCCGACAUCACAUGGGACGACACCCCGAACCUCAGGGAGGGGGGCGAAGGCGAUGGUAGACUGCCCUCAAAGAGGAGUGUAGCAGAGGGGGUGUGCUGCUGCUACAGAGCAGUGCACAAGGCCUUCAUAAGGUCUGUCUGAUUUUUACAUUUUAAAUCUGUAUUUGAAUUAUUUAAUGUAAUUCUGUAGGUAUUUUUCUACACUUUAUUUUAUUCAAACAGCAAGAAAUCAAGGAGGGAGACAGGCAAGUGGGAGAAACAGUGGACACAGGGAUUGAACCCCUGUCUCCGGUGGAAAGUAGUACAUGUGACAUAUGCCGUGGAAUGUUUCCACUACACCACGGCUCUGCACUAAACAUGUAUUUGAAAUGUGUAUUGUUUGUUGCAUAAUUCCAGUGUGUGUUUAUGCUUCACAUUUAUGGAAAUCGUCAAUUUUGUAAAAUAAUUUAGCCUUCGAUGCUAUUGAUACCAAAGUUAUGUUGACUUUAUUGAAAUAAACCCUUCUCUCAUAAGGUGCUUGGAGGAGACGCCAGCCAUGCUGCCUGGACUGUUGCUGGCCAUGGGCUUCUGUGUGGCUAUCAUCAUCCUUAUACCAGCCACCGGCAGGGUGAGAGAGGUGGGGGGGGGGGGGGGGAGUCCAGUAGCCAGGGGUAAGAGCUAGGAGGAUGGGGAGGUAAAUUAAGCGUUGAGGUGCUGUAUUGGAUUCUAUAUAUAAUUAUAAUUGAAUUAAUAAAAUAUUUGCCAUUUUCAAUCUUCUCUAUUGUCCCUUCUCUCUCUCCCUCUACAGAGUAUCAGUGUGGUGUAUGUUGCAGUGUUUAACUCGCUCUCCCUCUCCUCCUCUCCAGAACAUCAGUGUCCAUGUAGGGGCCCUGUCCGUGGUCUGUGUGGUGCUGUGUGUGAGCACAGCCCUGCUGGUGGCCCUGCCCUGGCUGGCCGUGGUGAGGCGGUGUGGGGGAGCGCUGUCACUUUGCCUCUGGGGGGCCCUGUAUGUCACAGCCAUAGUCUUCACCUUCACCGGAGGGCCCGUCACCGCAUGGGAACAGGUCAGACAGGAGAAGGGGCCAGGUUGAGGGAAGGGUUGGAAGGGUAGGGGGAGUCGGGUGAGGAGCAGGUCAAAGAUAGGGAUGGGGGGAGGUGGAGAAUGAAUGAGGGGGGAGGAGCAGGUCAGGGCCUGUAUUCACAAAGUGUCUCAGUGUGCGAGUGCUUAUCUCGGAUCAGAUCCUCCCUGUCCAUGUAAUCUUAUUGAUUAUAAUCUAAAAGGGGAAACUGAUCCUAGACCAGCACUCUUAUUCUGAGACGUGGCUAGCUGUGGCGAGGCAAUGUGAAGGAGCUCUGUCUCUCUGGUUCGAGGUCUUGUGUAUUAAAUGUAUCUUUAUAUGAGUUAUAUUUCUGUCCAUGCGGUGUAUUGAACUUUCUUUCACUGUCUCUCUCUCUUUCCCUCCCUUCCUCCCUCUACAGGUAGCGUUCUUCCUCUUCCUGUCUCUGUGUGUGUACACGGUGCUGCCCCUGUCCCUAGCCUGGGCUCUGAUGGUGGGCAUAGGGACCAGUGUGUCACACAUCAUCAUCAUCAGUGUCUACGUUCCCGUCACUAGGCCUGACACACCAGACCUGGCAGUGCAGGUAAAAGUAAUAGUAAAACACACACACACACACACACAUAGACAUAUAUAGACACACACAUAGACAUAGAUAGACACAGACACCCUAUUUACACUAUUGUGCCGACGCAAAUCAAAUAUUUUAUUUUCAUAUUGUCAUUUUGGAUUUGGUUCCGGCAACUAUAAUGGUUGUGUACCCAUGAAGUCCAGUGCAGUAGAGCUUGGUUUGGCUCAGUUUGGUGCCAUAGAAUGAAAGAAAGACCCACACUAAAUGUGCUGCAAAUGGAAAGGUCACAGGCAAACUUUUGCAAAUGAGCUGCAGAGAACUAAAUAAUAAGUUACAGUAAACACACACAUUUGCAUCGUCUGAUAGCAUGCCUAUUCAAAUCCACCAGGACACUGUGUACCAUAGCACAGUCCACAACACACUGUUUUCUAUGUUGUUUGUGUGUCUAAGAUCAGCUUGGUGCAGCAUGGCGAUUCUGUUAUUUUACUGAACAAUGAUAAGUAAACACAGUGUUGUAAGAACCACCGCUGCUAUGCUACUCUAACCUUUCUCCCUUUCUUUCUCCCACCCCUCUAUCUCUCUCUCCUUAUCCUCUCUCCCUGUCGAUCUGCCCCCACUAUCUUUCUCACUCUCUUUCCCUCCAUCUCCUACUCUCUCAUCUACCCACCCAACCCCUCCCCCCUCUAACCCCUCCCCCCUCUUUCCCUCCCUCUCGCCACUCCCAUUGCAAAUAAGAAUUUGUUCUUCAUUGACUUGCCUGGUUAAAUACAUUUUUAUAAAAAAUGUCUCUCUCUCCCCCUCCUCCCCGCUCUCCCUCCCUGACAGCUGGUGGCCAACACUGUGUUGUUUUUGUGUGUGAACUGUGUGGGAGUGUUUCACCUGUGGCAGACUGAGCAUGCCCACAGGAAGUCCAGUAAGAAGAAAGAGAGGUUCAGCGCCGUGCGCUCCCAGAGGGACAUACAAAAACACCAGCAGGUAGCUGAAUCAAUUAAACUUCAGUUUAACUCAACUGAACUCAAUUAAACUCUAUAGUCCUAUUAAUCAAUCCCCUCAGAGCCCAUUAAAAGGCAUCAUCUUCCAAGAGAGGUUUCAGUCCUAGAUGCCCACCUUUAUGACCUGCAUGCAAACAGUCUGCUACUGUAAGUCAAUAGUUUGAUCAUUUAAUCAAUGAACACACAAACCCUCCUCAUGCCCUUCCCCUUGACAACAGGAGCACCUCCUCCUGUCUGUGUUGCCACGAUAUAUCGCCAUGGAGCUGAAGACGGAGAUCAUCAAACGACUGUCUGAGAAUAAAGACAAAGGACAGAACUUCCACAGUCUGUACAUCCGGCAACACAAAGAUGUCAGGUGAGGAAAUGUGUGCUUAUACACACAACACAAUACAUCAUCUGAUGAAUAUAACCUUGUCUGAGACCUGGGCCCGUAUUAAUAAAGUGUCUCAGAGUAAGAAUGCUGAUCUAGGAACAGUUUUACACGGAAAGAGGGGGCCUGAUCCUAGAUCAGCACUCCUACUUUUAGAUGCUUUUUGAAAAUGGGCCCUGAGGGCUUUUGUUAACUUCCAGGUUUUAGCUGAGAGGGCUAAAGCAGACCUAUCCCAGGGUCUAUACCUGGUCACUACCAUCCCUGUUGUGUCCUUCACUCAAUAGUAUUCUGUAUGCUGACAUUGUGGGGUUUACUAAGCUGGCCAGUACCUGUUCUCCUGAGGAGCUGGUGGGAGUCCUCAAUAAGCUCUUCGGCAGGUUCGAUGACAUUGCCAAGGUGAGAGUUUCCCUUAGCCAAUCAGUCAGUCACCUUUCCCCUCACCGUGCCCUGGGCUGGAUGUAUAGGUAUAGAAAUGUUUUGGCUAGCUAGAGAUUCUCUCAAGAUAUUAUCUCAACCACAGGUCAAUGGAUCCCUAUGAUGUAGUGCAAAUUUACUGAGACGACUUGACUAUUACUGUCUUUCUCUGUCUCUGUCUCUGUCUCUGUCUCUGUCUCUGUCUCUGUCUCUCUCUCUCUCUCUCUCUCUCUCUCUCUCUCUCUCUCCUCUCUCUCUCUCUCUCUCUCUCUCUCUCUCUCUCUCUCUCUCUCUCUCUCCUACCCCCUUUUUCCCUAUACCCAUCCACCCCUCUCCCCCUCUCUCUCUCCAGAAGAACGAGUGUUUGCGUAUAAAGAUCCUGGGUGAUUGUUACUACUGUGUGUCCGGUCUGCCAGACCCAAUCCCAACCCACGCCAGGAACUGUGUUCAGAUGGGACUUGACAUGUGCACUGCUAUCAAGUCAGUCUGCCAAUCAUUCAAUCAAUAAUUCAGUCACUUCUCUCCAUCACCACUUAUAUAUAAUUUGCUCUCCUUUAUCUUUAUCUGACUGUCAUUCAAUGUGUCAUUCAACUCCAUGUGUAUCACCUCUGAGAAUCACUUUUGUGAAUUGCUUAUACAUGUUAUCACAUAAAUGUAUAUGAUAUCAUGUAGAUAUUUAAAUGAUUAAUCUCAAUCACAUGUGCUUAUCUACUUUAUCUAUGAAUCACUUUAUCUGCUCUACUCUGAUAUAUCACCUUGUGAUUUAAAUGCUAAAAUAAUUUAACAUAAUCUGUAUAACAUUGGUUUGAGGUCCUGGCUGAUUGUUAUAACCAUGUUAUAUCUCUGUAGUAAACUACGGGAGGCUACUGGUGUGGAGAUCAGUAUGAGAGUGGGUGUGCACUCCGGCAACGUUCUCUGUGGCGUGAUUGGUCUACAGAAGUGGCAGUACGACGUCUGGUCACAUGACGUGACCCUGGCCAACCAUAUGGAGUCUGGGGGCAUGCCAGGGUAAGGAACCAGGAAAUGCAUGUGUUUGUGUUAUAAUCUGUGUUAUAAACUGUUAUAAAUGUGUAAUAAGAUGACAUAAAUGUGUUAUAAAUUAUUGUAAAUAUGUAAUAAAUGUGGUAUACAUGUGUUAUUAUGUUUGUGUGUUGUGAUAUCUUUAUGCAAAUAUACUUUCUGCAAAUGUGUGUUCAGGAGGCAGGGCACAAUUUAACAGAUCAUUCAGAUAGAAAUACCUUAGGUAAAACAGAUAUGAUUGUUUGCCAUGCAGAAUAAGGAAUUGUGCCAGUUCUAUUCAUUACAUUUCUAUUUGCAAUGUUUCCCACCCAAGGCGUGUCCACAUUACAGAGGAGACACUGGGACACUUAGCUGGGGUGUACCAAAUGGAGGACACUGACGGGGGGAGCCGGGAUGCUCUGCUAAAGGGGAGGAAAACCUACCUGGUGAUCGACCCCCAUAAGGAAGAUACCACCUCUAAGAAGAAGGGAGAGGUGUGUGCAAUGUGCAUGUUUUAGAAAGCCUGUCCUUGUAUCUGUGUGUGUAUGUAUGCGUUUAUAUUCUCUUAAAUGCCUGCACGUGUACAAAAAUGUAUGCAUCACUGAUGUGGCUGUGUGGGUAUGCCUGCCUACUUCCCUGAUAAUGAAACACAAGGGGAUAGUGUGUGUGUGUGUGUGUGUGUGUGUGUGUGUGUGUGUGUGUGUGUGUGUGUGUGUGUGUGUGUGUGUGUGUGUGUGUGUGUGUGUGUGUGUGUGUGUGCGUGUGCGUGUGUGUGCGUGCGUGUGCGUGUGCGCACGUGCGCGUGUGCGUGUGCAGUGUGAUUCAAUCAUUAAGACACACAAAUGACUGGAGGGAGCCAGAGAUCAAGAUAGCCUAACCAUAAGAAGAAAUACCUGUUACCAACCCUCUUCCUCCUGCUACUGCAGGCCUUCGCAGAUUCUGCUGUUACGCUCCUAAUAGGCUACACCAGGGGUCGGCAACCUUUUCCAUUUCUACCGAUCUGCGUGCCAGUUAUGAUUUUUAUAUGCACAUUUUCGUGGAUCAGUUUCAUUUAAUUUAUAACAAAGUCUUCAUUUCUCAAAAUCGAAAUUCUAAAAGUAACUUCUAUUUCCAACUAUGUAAAAAAUAGUUUACAUAAAGCCAACAAAUAAAAACAUUGCCGCCUGCAGGUAGAAAAUAUCCUGAUAAAAAGAAAUAUCCUAUAAAUCACAUUGGCUACACAUGGCCUGUCUGCAAGGAACUUGAAACAUUGUAUCAACUACUGACUGGGGUUGAAGCUCAUGCAAGCAAACUUGCAACAUUGUAUCAAAUAUUCUGGGCCCUCAGAGUUUCCCACUCCAGUGAGCUCCAGACAGACAUAGAUGUAGGCUAUUUGCGCAAAGGAGAAGUAAUCAGUUAGGCCUAUUUUAUAACAUUUCCACCAGAUCAGAGCAUUACAUUUCUUCCCCCAUUUCACGCUGAGUGGUUAGCUGGAAAGAUUUUUCAAAUAGGCUAUGUAAAAACAGACUUUGUUUACUUGCUGUUUGAGGUGAUGAAAAAAUUACUUUGAGAAGUUCCACAGUGGUGGUGAGUUAAGACAAUCAGAAAUACUAUCAGAUCCCCAAAUGGGCACAUUUAUAGGCCUACAUUUGUUUCAGGCCAGGUAGCCCAGACCUACUUCAAUGUAUAAUCAGGUGCUUACUCAACAUUGACAGGAUUCAUUGAUAUCAAUAAAUUAUAUACUUAUAUAAAUAUAAUUAAUACAUUGACAACUCCUAAAUGGAAUGAAAUAAACCAAAACUUGUUCCUCACAAGUGUAGCCUAUAGGUUGUGCGGUCCGCAAACAACGUGUCCACUCCAACAAUGAGAACUGUAAAAGACUGUAGUAAUAAUAUAUUGAAUGCAUGAACAGAAAUUACCAUAACCAGACAAGCAUUGUAGAUGACAAAUUAUGAGAAUUAACGGUAAAAGUACUACUGGGGAUACUGGUGUGCCUCCACAAUGGAUUAGUCCACUGAGACAGGCGUGAAUCAGACAGGUGUCUCAUGUGCCAUACAAAUAUAUAUACUGUUCGACCAAUAACAUUUCGGUCGACCAACAGCCUAUCGACCGAAUAAUCGACCAGUCGACUAAAUGGGAUCAGCCCUAGUGUGCAUGCCUGCAUCGCUGAUGUUUGGGUGUGUUCCAGACUAACACCCUGACGGUCAGUGGUCGUAAGCAGCGAGCCUCAGUGAGGAUGUCUCAGUACCUGCAGUCCUGGCAGACCAUCAGUCCAUUCUCUGACCUCAGCAAUCCUGAGGCCACACCCACCCAGCUGCCAAUCACCCCGAGCUGCGCCAGCACGAACCAAUCACAGCCGUCCGCAGUGAGUAAUGUACCUGUUGAACCCGCCUACCUUCUAUGUUCACUCAGACACGUAUGCACACAGACUCAACGCUGAUCCACACUUAUGCCAUUCACACAUGAUCAUGCCGACAUGCUUUCACAAACACACACCCCGUAUCCCAUCCCACCCACUCAUAUUCCUAAGUAAGUAACAUACCAGGGUCAUUAGGCACCACAUGGAAGUAAACUGAAACAGGGAGGGAGAAAAUACCUGGACUUGUCCAACAAGAAACACUCAUUUUAAAGCGUUUACCAUUGUGUGCCAAAAUGAACAUGACCCUGUUAGUCCCUUCUACUACCUUCUCCCAUUACACACACAUGCAUGACAUACUUUCACAAACACAGACACCCUUUCUCCCACUCACUCUUAUGCCUUUCAUGACCAUUUCUCCUUAGCAAUCCUCACAAUGUCCUUACAAAACAAAUCAUUGAACAGUUUUUUUGCUUCUCUUCUGUCAGUCUUUCACCACUGACGGAGUUAAUCUUAUAUAUUCAGAGUGAACUCGAACAGUGUGUGUGUGUGUGUGUGUGCGUGUUUUGUUGACUGUGUGGUUGUGUGUGUGUGUGUUUGUUUGUAGGAUAGACCACCUACUCUUCCCGAUUCCAACAGGUAAACCAGCUUUUCUAUUUUAGUUUGAAUUAUUUUCCCAUCGUUGUAUAAGUGUCAUUUUUAUUAAUUAAUCAAAAUAAUCCUUCCUUAGUACCAGUCAAGUCCUGGACGAUGGCAUAAGAGGGUCGUUAGAUACCAUAGACGCUGCAGGGUAAGUGUUUUUCCAUAGCUGUAAGACCUUUCUGUUGUGUUCUGUUAUUUUCUCUAGUAUCUGUCUCCUGUCUUCUCUUAUUCUAUCUAUCACAGGCGGAGGGAAAAGAAGCUGAACUGCUUCACACUGUUAUUCAAUGACCUAAAGCUGGAGAAACAGGUGGGAGUUUUUAUGCUGCUGUGUUUAAUUUGUUAUGUAAUAGUUAUGUUUUGUGACAUGUCUGUGUGUUAGAUUUGUCUUUUGAAGUGUGGUGUUAGUGUCUGUGUUGUAUGUUGUGAUCGGUCUGGUAUAACGGUACACUCCUAAAAAAUAAGGGUGCUUUGCGGUUCUAUUUAGAACCUUUUUGAGGGCCAUGAAGCAAGCCAUUGAACCCUUUUAGGCUGUAGUUACACAAUGCAACUUUCACGCAAUUUUAGUUGCUGUGGCAAGUGACAUGAUUUCAAGCAACAUUGCUAAUACACGAAGCAACUAAAACGCGCAAUUUUAAUUGCUUGCAACAGCCAAUCAAAUGGAAGCUGCUUUUUUCAUAUCCUACCAUAUGGUUUGAGAAUUCUAAACUCACCCAAUGUUAUCUGCUGCAUUACAUCGGGAUUUCACAAAUGAUUUGUUUAUCCAAUCGUUUGGUUAUUGUAUGAGGAUCAAUUUAGACAAAAUGCUGGCUGUACAAUUUAGCUAGCUGAAAAAAAGUAUAUUGCCAGAACUGUUUCAUCAAUCUAGCUAGCAAUGAGCUAACCAAGCUAGCAACGAACUAAGUUAGCUAGUGCAGUUAAUAAUUAACAAUUUCAGUUGAAAAUGGUCAAGGAGAGGUCUGGGUUCACUUCAAAAAUGUAAUUGAUUGACUGCCAAACCAUGUACAUAAACCUUUACUAGCCCUAAUACCAAUACAGAUCCCAUUUGGCUAAUAUCUCUUCUGUCAGGACCAUGUCUGUUCUCUCAGCCCUGUUUCCUCAGGCCCAUGUUACGUCAGUUAUAACCAGGGGUCGUCAACCCGAAUGAGAGGAAGAGCCAUUUUCCAAAUUCAUGUCGUCACCAGUGAUUCAAUAUUUCAGUGUGUCACGCCCUGGCUCUGGGACUCUGUUAUGUUGAGCCAGGGUGUGUUGUUUCUUUGUGUUUUGUAUUUCUAUGUUGGCCAGGGUGGCUCCCAAUCAGAGACGGCUGUAGCUCGUUAUCUCUGAUUGGGAGCCAUACUUAGGUAGCCGUUUGGCAUUCAUUUGGUGUGGUUUCUUGUUCCGUGUUGGUUUUGUGUAUGUAACCAAGGACGUCACGUUAUCGUUUUGUUGUUUUGUUCGUGUGAUCAUUAUUUAAUAAAUAUGUUCGCAUUCCACGCUGCGCCUUGGUCCUCCUCCUUCAACGAUCGUGACACAGUGGGUCCUAGGCCAUAUGAGUUGACACAAUCAUUAUAAAAAUGUAUUGAGUAGAUGCUGAGAUCGAUUUUUUCUUCUUCAGAAAAUGCAAUGCGGGCUGCUGUAAUAUUUGUCACACCCUGAUCUGUUUCACCAGUCUUUGUGAUUGUCUCCACCCCCCUCCAGGUGUCGCCCAUCUUCCCCAGUGUAUUUAUAUCUGUGUUCUCUGUUCGUCUGUUGCCAGUUCGUUUUGUUUCAUCAAGCCUACCAGCGGUUUUUCCCUUGCGCCUCUUUUUCAAGUUCCUGUUUUCAAGUUUUCCCGAUUUUUUACCAUUCUGCCUGCCCCUGAGCCUGCCUGCCAUUCUGUACCUUUUGGACUCUGAUCUGGAUUACUGUCCUCUGCCUGCCCUUGACCUGUCGUUUGCCUGCCCCCUGUUUUUGUAAUAAACUUGUGUUACUUCGUCACUGUCUGCAUCUGGGUCUUCUCCUGAAAUGUGAUAAUAUUGACAAAAGGUCAAGGUCAUAGUGAUUGAUCAUGGUCAGUAGGUCCCAUACCCUUACAUGAAAUAAUCAGCAUUUUCUACCUUAUAACAAUAAGCAUUUGAGCCAAUUUUGAAUUGGAAUUGGUUCAGUGGAUACUGAGGGAACAUAGGGCUGAGGGAACAUAGGGCUGAGAGAACAUAGGGCUGAGGGAACAUAGGGCGGACCCCCUUCUGUCAAACUUGAUUGCAGUUUCGGCAGCACUGACAGCUGUGUUGUUAACAAGACAACUGGGUCAGAUUUCCAAACCUAUUAUGACUGACUGUUGUAUUAGUUUGAUGUAAUGGUAGUGUAUCUGGUGUUGUGUCUGAUUUAUUAGUGGGGAUUAUGUCUGAGUUGUGUUUGGUAUUAUAGGGUGUGUUGUCUGUGUAAUGAUAUAGGCUAAUGGUGUUGUGUGUUGUAUGUGUGUUGCAGUUUCGUCUCUCAGAGGUCAAAGGUCUACACCAGUCAGUAGGCUGCAUGGCUCUCAUCUUCGUGUCUCUGUUUACUGUCCAAAUGCUCGUCUCCCAGAAGUGAGUAUCCAGUGUGUGUGAGGUACAAAACCUUUCAACGCACAUUAUGCACACACACAUACUACUGUUGUGAUGCAAAUACAAAUGUCACAAUGCAAACUUGCAAAUGUAGCAGAGAACGAAAUAAAAAAGGAGUUUGCGUUUUGCAUUUACUGUGAGCAUCAACCACAAACAACAUCCAGAUAAAAAGAGAGAGUGGGGAAGAGGUGUAGAGGGCCUAAGGAUCAAUGGAGAGAAAUUGAGAAUUCAUUUUAUUGCUCUCGAUCUCUCUCUCGUUCUCUCUCUCAGAAACGUUGCCAUGGCUGUGUCGUAUGGGGUCACCUUCCCUGUUCUAGUGCUUCUUCUCUCCGUGGUCUGCACUCGAUACCUCAAGGUAACACUAAACCUAACCCUAACGACGGCUCAACACUAACCCUAAGAUUCAGCCCCAGCGAGAUUCAGGUUAAGAUUCAGCCCGAGCUGUAUGUUUCUCUUUAACAAUUCCAGUGUUUGAGUGUUCUAACCAGGUAUUUUAUGUGUGGGUGUUUUCAGAUAUGGCGCUCUAAGAUGCCUCUCAGUGUACAGUGGGUGUCGUCGCUGUCGCAAGGAGUGGCUACAAGGGCAGCGGUACGUUUACUGCUGGUAUGCCUCUGUCUACUCAUCACCCUGCUUAUGGCCAUACUGAACUUUGUGAGUCAGCACACACACACACAAAUAUAUAAAUCCACAUACACUGAUACAAACUCUGACACAUACACACACUGUGACCCAUUGUGUUUUUCGCCCCUAAGUUAUUUCUACCUGGAAACAACUGUACCUCCAUCUCCCACAACACAACACAACUACAGAACCUCAACCUGUACACUGUCCCUGUAAGUACCUCCUCAAUCAACCAAUCAAUCAAUCAACCAAUCAAACAAAGUGUAUUUGCAUUAUUGAAAUGGAUACACUUGUCACAGUGCCUAUUAUCGGUCAUUAGUAAUAUCAAAAUCUAUAUAUUUUUCUCUUUCUCUUCUCUCCCUCUCUCCCAUCUGUGUCUGUCUCUAUCUGUCUGUCUGUCCAUAUCCCCCCUCCCCUCUCCCUACAGUAUUACCUGUACUGCUGCCUGCUGGCUAUGCUAGGUGUGGUGGUGUUUGUGAGGACGUGUAUGUCCAUCAAAGUGUUGCUCCUCACCCUGGCUGUAGUAGUCUACCUGGCUCUCUUCCUCCAUGUCUAUGCACCUCGCUCAGACUGUUACAUGGCCCUGCUCUACAACGAUACAAAGUAAGACUAACACACACACACACGUUGCUCUACAACAACACCAAGUUAGACUGGAUAACAGAUAGUAACAUGUACACCUGCACGUACACACACACUUUUAGUAACAGCCCGAUACUCUCUGUGUUAGGUUACAUAAAACCAAAGUGUAUCUCAAUACAUUAGUCAAUGAAGCCUGAGGCGGGGUUAUCUCUUUGGGCCUUUGUAUAGGCUCCUUGAAUAAAUAAAGGUAAAAUGCUACUAUCGUCUGGGAUUCACAAUCUGGACUCAGACAAAAGUUAUGAAACUCUAAUAACCUGGGCUGAGUCAGACAGUAUAUGCAUGUGUGUGUUAGAGUACGUUUAAAAAAAAAAUAACUGUGACAUGACAGAGAGAGAGAACAAGAGAGAGAGGGAUGAUUACAUAGUGUCUCAAAGUGUGUGUGUGUUCCCACAGGCCUGGAGUCCUAAAGGAGCCUAAGAUCAUGGCUGGAGUCUGGCUGUUCAUCUUCUAUUUUACAUGCCUCAUACUGGCACGACAGGUAACGGGACAUGUCUUUGUGUGUUCAUACGUGCGUGCUUGCUUUCGGCGUGUGUGAGUGCUUGUGGCGUCCAUGCCUUCCUGCUUGUAUGUGUGUUCGUGUAUAUUUACUGUAUAUGUGUGUGUUUAACGAUGUGUGUGUUGGUCAGGAUGAGUUGGGUUGUCGCGUGGAGUACCUACUGAAGCAGUGUUUCAGAACUGAGAGGGAUGAGAUGGAGACCAUGGAGAACGUUAACAAACUACUACUGAAGAACGUCCUGCCUCUUCAUGUAGCAUCUAAAUUCAUGGGCAAGGCCAUACGCAACCAGGUAAGUAAACUUCUGUGUGUGUGUCUCAGACCUGGGUUCAAGUACUAUUUGCAAUCAUUUUAAAUACUUUAGCUGUGCUUGAUUGAGCUUGCUUGUUGCAAUAUAACCAAUAGAAAAAACCCACUUACCUGGCACUCCAGGCAGGCUAAAGCAAGUAUUUUAACAAUUUCAAAAAGUAUUUGAACCUAGGUCUGGAGAGUACAGUGGUCAGUGAGGCAAAUGGGCUCUACCACCAGCAACAAUGCUGUAACUGUGUUAGGGUCACAUCAUGCAAAAAACGUGCAAAUGAUCGUGCAAAUACCAAGGCCUUGGGUAGGACGAAGUGAGGCGUCAUGAUUGUGUGUGUGUGUACAUGUAUAUAAUAUGUUUGUGUAUGUAUAUAACGUGUAUGUGUUGGGAUAUGACGUGUGUGCUUGUGAUAUGACGUUAUAACGUGUUUUGUGCAUGUGUAUAUAACGUGCUUGUGUCAGUGUUUUGAUAUAAAAAAAAAAUUAAAAAAUAGUUAAAAUAAAAUUAAGAUAAAUAAAAUAAAAAAUAAAAUAAAAACUUUUGUAAAGUGGUUAACCCACUGGCUAUAGGGUGAAUGCACCAAUUUGUAAGUCGCUCUGGAUAAGAGCGUCUGCUAAAUGACGUAAAUGUAACGUAAAUGUAAAUAUAACGUGUGUCUUGUGUGUGUUGUGUUGCAGGACCUAUACAGCCAGUCAUGUGACUGUGUGUGUGUGAUGUUCGCCUCGGUACCCCAGUUUAAGGAGUUCUACAGCGAGAGCAGCGUGAACCGAGACGGACUGGAGUGUCUACGCUUCCUCAAUGAGAUAAUCUCAGACUUUGACGAGGUACAACAAUGGCACCCUAUUGCCUAUAUAAUGCACUACUUUUGACUAGGGCCCAUAGGGCUCCGGUCAAAAGUAGUGCACUAUAGGGAAUGAGGUGCCAUUUCAGAGCUUGGGCUGGAACUACUCAGAAGGGAAGAAGGGCCAGGAGUUUUUCCUCAACUGGUAAUCUGACCAUGAACUGACCCCCUCUCUAUUCUCUCUUUCUAACAGCUUCUCUCUAAGCCAAAUUUCUGUUCUGUGGAGAAGAUUAAGACUAUUGGCAGCACCUACAUGGCAGCUGCUGGUCUGACCAAUCCUGCUAUAGGGGAAGAGCGAAAGGUUGGUAGUAGCCUAUUGUGUCCAGCUCUGUUCUGCCUCACUGGGUCCUGUUCAAAUACUUAUAAAAAUACUCCCUUACUUACUCCCUUCUCUAAGGUAGUCAGGGAUCUGUACAUGAUUGGAUAAGCAAAAGAAAGGUCACUUAUCAUCCUAUUGCUUUCACCAAUCAAAUCUUGUCACAUCAAUGAAGUGAAAGCUCUUAACUCUUGGAAGUUAGGAAGGAGGAAAUCCAUGUCUGAAGUAUGCAUUCGAACACGGUCUCUAGUCUGCCUGCCUGUACGGAUUCUGACUGAGUGUUCUGAUUGUGUUCUCAUAGUCUGGUUAAACCCAGACUGAAGGCUGCACUCACCAUUGAUUCUAACUGAGUGUUCUCUUAGCCGGAUUAAACCAGAAUGAAUUCUGAGCUCACAAUUGAUUCUGACUGAGUGUUCUCUGUCUCCACCUACAGGACUGUGAUGUGUCCUACAGCCAUGUACGCAGCAUGGUAGAGUUUGCCAUCGCUCUGAAGAACAACUUGGAGUCCAUCAACCAACACUCCUUCAACAGCUUUAAGCUACGCAUCGGUGAGUCUGUCUGUAUGGCCAGAAGGACAAGAAAGAUAUGGACUCUUACUCCAUUAAUCUUUCCUCGAUUACAGGAGGAGGUCAGACAGGAGGGACUUUCUCCUUCAAUAUGGUUAAGCCUUUUUCAACUAAACUCCCUUGAUUUGAUAGCCAUCUCCCCCCUCCCAACUAACUUUUUCAUCACCUCAUCUCCUUUACCUUAUAUAGGGAUAAACCAUGGUCCAGUGAUUGCGGGGGUGAUCGGAGCCCACAAACCACAGUAUGAUAUCUGGGGGAACACUGUGAACGUGGCGAGUAGGAUGGACAGCACCGGAGUACUAGACAAGAUCCAGGUGAGAGAGAGAUGGAGAGGGGAGGGAAAGAGAGACAGAGAAUGGGUGGAGAGAGGGGAGAGACUGAAUGAUCUGGUCUACUGAUAAAACAUUUUGAGAGAGAGAGAGAGAGAGCGCUUGUUAAAUGGUUCUCUGUAUCCCUCUACAGGUGACCGAGGAAACAGCUCAGGUUGUGGAGACCUUUGGCUUCAGUGUGACCAAGAGAGGAGUCAUCACCGUCAAGGGCAAGGGAGAACUGACCACCUACUUCAUCAACACCGACUGACCAAUCAUAUCCUCCCUUCUGACCUCUCCAACCAAUCAUCAUCACUCAUCUGGCCACACAUCAAACACUGACCUAUCACAAUCGUCCUUAUUUAUUCUCAUACAGUAAUGCUGUGAACGGGAACACUGCAUUAGGAGGAAGGAGGUGCUGUCUUUUGGAUGAAUACGUUAAACAGAACGUCAAAAAAUAAAUACUUGGUUGGCAGGCAAUUUGCGAUAAUUUAUUAUUUGUGUUUUGAAUGAAUCUCUCUCUACUCAUGAACUACUGUAUCUAUUUAUGUGUGAUCUUUUGAUGACAGACAACAAACCAAAGCCAUUUAGGAAUAUGCUCUUACUAAUGACAGUGACACAGAGUGGGUUCAAGGCAAGUAAUGACAGUGAAUGUUCCUUAUUAGGAAAUUAUAGGCUAUCUGGAAACACAAGAUUGUGUAGUUUUCAAUGGUUUCCUAAAAGGGAUGUCAUACAUAAUUGGUGCUGCCUAUAAUAAGAAUAAGAAUGGGCUGAUGUUAUUUCAAUGGAUGAGGAAGUAGUUGCCAGUAGGCUGUCACUGCCAAAGGUACUGAUGCAUUCACACUUUUGAAUCCAUCUGCCACCACUUUAGUGCAAUAUAACUUACUGUACAUAACUUUUGAUAAUGGAAUUUCAGAUAAAUGUUUUUUAUUUAGUUUUUAAAGAUAUUCAUAUAUUUUGUCUAUUCUGAACGACUUUAUAAGCACGCCUGAGCAUACAGUAUAUGAAUGCACAUAGAAAUGAACUAAGAUGUGGUAGGUUGUGCAAUCGCUUCUGUAAGCUACCAAAAAGUGCAUAAAACAUUUUGUAAGCUCAUAAAAAUAUGUGUAUUUCUUUGUACUCAUAAUGUUUCAUGAACCUGUGAAGCACUGGACAUGUGAAUGUAGAAAUAUGUUAUAUUUAAAAAUUAUUUAGCUAUAUGCCCGUUUGGUGAAGCAAAAUAAAGGGAAUUCACUGUUAAA
Coregonus sp. 'balchen' is the source of this 16128-nucleotide messenger RNA. The record is from the annotation of a GenBank genome assembly. Lineage: Eukaryota; Metazoa; Chordata; Actinopteri; Salmoniformes; Salmonidae.